AUGCAGCACGUCCCAGAGUCCCGCCAGCAGACCUUCGAGGAGAUCUACGGACCACCGGAGAACUUCCUUGAGAUCGAGGUCCGCAAUCCCCAAACCCAUGGCACAUCUCGGAACAUGUACACUUCGUACGAAAUCGUCUGCCGGACCAACAUACCCGCGUUCAAGCUGAAGCACUCGGUCGUGCGCCGCCGCUACUCCGACUUUGAGUACUUCCGCGAUAUCCUCGAGCGCGAGAGCACGCGGGUUACUAUUCCCCCGCUGCCCGGCAAGGUAUUCACGAACCGGUUCAGUGACGACGUCAUUGAGCACCGCCGUGAGGGGCUUCAGCGGUUCCUGCAGAUUGUGGCGGGACACCCGCUUUUGCAGACGGGGAGCAAGGUGUUGGCUAGUUUCAUACAGGAUCCGAACUGGGACCGCAAUGCGUGGUAG
Messenger RNA from Penicillium pulvis, 429 nucleotides. Its product is annotated as sorting nexin-3. Gene Ontology annotation, biological process: late endosome to Golgi transport; endocytic recycling. Gene Ontology annotation, cellular component: retromer complex; early endosome membrane. The transcript has 3 exons. Gene Ontology annotation, molecular function: phosphatidylinositol-3-phosphate binding. NCBI's taxonomy places the organism in Eukaryota, Fungi, Ascomycota, Eurotiomycetes, Eurotiales, Aspergillaceae. The coding region runs from base 1 to 429 and encodes 142 amino acids. The record is from RefSeq and is a predicted model, not a curated record.